AUGCAUUGGGCAUCUGUAGUUGGAGGUGUUUUUGGAUCAAUCCAUAAGUUUCUUUGCUGGGACUCAAGGAUUGAAUAUGGGCACCAUAAGGCAAAUUGCUUCAAUUUCCAUGAGUUGGCCCACUCUCUGCCUUCCCACCCUCUUCUGAAUGCCCCUGCUUUCCAACCAGAGUCACUCAAGAGUCACACACAUUGGGUGUCCAUAGUCAGAUCAGGUUACCACAUUGCCCUGGAUCCCAAGAAGUGGGAAAAGGGAAAAGAGAAUGCUGAUCUCACUUCUGCUGAACAAGAAGAUAAUGCAUCUGUCAAUCAACUUGACAGUGAACAAGACAAAGAUGAAAAGAAAACUAUCCAAGGCAAAGAAGCACAAGCAAAAAGACAUCUGAAAGGCAGGAAGAAUGGAACCAAAUUGAAGGAGAUGGUCGAGUCUGAAGAUGAUGGUGACCAAGACACUGAGGGUGAAGGCAGCUAUGUGGCUUUGGAAGCUAAGGCAGCACCACCUUCAAAGAAGCUGAAGCAGGAGAAGGAGAAGGAUGAAGACAUCAAUGUCAAAAUGGAGUCCAAUCCUGAAGCAAGGAAAGUCAGAGAGUGGCAGCACAAACUGCAGAAGCCACUUUUGGGUAGCAAAGGCCUUCCAUCACCUGAUGAACAUCCAAACCUCAUUGACUACCUCUCUAUUGGGAAGGUCAUGCAACACAUCAAUAUGAAAAGAACUCUUCCCACACUUGGCCACUAA
Messenger RNA from Pisolithus orientalis, 735 nucleotides. RefSeq lists its product as uncharacterized. Bases 1 to 735 code for a protein of 244 amino acids. The record is from RefSeq and is a predicted model, not a curated record. The transcript has 7 exons. Lineage: Eukaryota; Fungi; Basidiomycota; Agaricomycetes; Boletales; Pisolithaceae.